AUGAAAGUUGAAGAACAAAAAUACAACUGCAUGCCCAUAAGCGUGGAUGCGAUCAAGAAUUUUGAAGUGGAAGUUGGCAUGAACAUGAUAGAAGUAGAUGGAUGUGCGAUGGCCCCACGACAACUCAAACUCGGUUCUUUAGAUGGUGCAAUAAGGGUUGCUCAAGCAGUUUUUGGUUGCUUCUCCUUCUAUUACGGUAGCAUAUGCGAAGGGGAGGAGAACAUUUGGCCCGAUGGACCAAGGCAAGCGGAAACAUCAGCUCCGGUGAGGGUUUUCGCCGUGGUGCUCGAUAGAAGAAGAGCAAGGUGCGAGGGGACGAAGAAACAUGCAGUAACAACGAUCUAUCAAUAUAAAUCGAUGGGUCACGACAAUGGCAGUUCAUCGGGAAAUCACGAGAACAAAACAAAAUUUGUUCUUGACUGUAACUUGAUAGGAAGGAAGAAGAAGGGUAAAAACGGGUUUGAUUGA
Messenger RNA from Lactuca saligna, 468 nucleotides. NCBI's taxonomy places the organism in Eukaryota, Viridiplantae, Streptophyta, Magnoliopsida, Asterales, Asteraceae. The record is from the annotation of a GenBank genome assembly.